AGCCUUAUGAAAGCUGCGGUUACAUAUGCUGAUAAUGUUUGAUUCCCUAUAAAUAGCUGGAAGUGUUAAUACAAAAUCAACGUUUUAGGAAAUAUUUCCAAAUUCUAGCGAAAGAUACAAAGUAACAAGGUCAGAUAUUGCAUAAUGAUGCGCCUGGUUUUACUCACUAUUACCCUAGCCGUUUUGUUGGUGGAUUCCUCUAAGGCUGGUAGUGCUGAUUUGGUAUGUCACCACUGGACUGAAGAAGACACCGCAGCGAUACCCCAACCUGGUACAAUAGAGGAUCAAAGGAAACUGUGCGAAGAUAUCUUAGGCUAUACGUUUACACAAGGAAAAAAUGAAGAGUAUCCAGGAUGUGGGGAAUGCUGGUGUUGUAAACCAAAAGAUUUGGUAUGUCACCACUGGACUGAAGAAGACACCGCAGCGAUACCCCAACCUGGUACAAUAGAGGAUCAAAGGAAACUGUGCGAAGAUAUCUUAGGCUAUACGUUUACACAAGGAAAAAAUGAAGAGUAUCCAAGAUGUGGGGAAUGCUGGUGUUGUAAGCCAGAAAGCACACCUUGAGAUGGCUACUUCAUUCAAAGAGCAAACACAAUUUUCUAGACGAAAUAGUUGAGUUGAUUGUAUUCAUCAAAGUGUUAAUCAUGCUCUUUAAUAAAUGAUUAAAAUUUA
This is a messenger RNA of Ruditapes philippinarum (Manila clam), 672 nucleotides long. RefSeq lists its product as uncharacterized. NCBI's taxonomy places the organism in Eukaryota, Metazoa, Mollusca, Bivalvia, Venerida, Veneridae. The record is from RefSeq and is a predicted model, not a curated record. The coding region runs from base 145 to 564 and encodes 139 amino acids. The transcript is spliced from 5 exons.